AUGCCGGUCACGCUGAUCAACAAUAACAAGGCCGUGAAGCUCGAGCUUCCCAAAUCUCAGGCUUCUGCUGAGGUGCUUUUCUUCGGCGCUACGGUCACCUCGUGGAAGGUAGCAGGUGGCAGCGAGCGCCUCUUUCUCUCUUCCAAAGCAGCCCUCGAUGGAAGCGCUGCUGUUCGAGGCGGCAUCCCUCUUGUUUUUCCCGUAUUUGGAUCGCCCAAGGAUCAUGAUGAUGUGCCUGAGCUCAUCACAAAGCUUAACAAGCACGGAUUUGCGCGCGAUCACGACUGGGCCCUCUCUACGCACGUCGCAAGCGUCGACCAGGAGGACAAGGCGAGUGUGACGUUGGAACUGCGCACCAAUGACAAGCCCGACAUCAAGGCCGUGUGGCCUUUUGAAACGGUACUUCAGUACACUGUGACAUUGCUCCCACACCAGCUCAAGUGCGAGCUCAAGGUCAACUAUGUCGACGGCGAAGGAGACAUGCCCUUCCACGCACUUCUUCACAACUACUUCCUCGUGCCCGACUCCACCAAAGCUUCCGUUCAGGGUCUCAACGGCAUGUUCUACAUUGACAAGGUACUCGGCGGAGAAGAGGUCCAGCUCAACACGGACAACUUUACGCUUGACGCACAGCCAAUCGAUCGCGUCCACGUUGGCAAACACAAGACCAUCCCGGCUGGCGAAAAGCCACGAGAUGUCAAGUUGGUGUACAACGCCAGUUUGCUCCAAGAUCCACUGGGAAGGAUGGGUAAAGGUGUCGAAGUGACCAGAUCCAAGCAGCUCAAGGAUACCGUGGUGUGGAACUGCGCAGACGAAGGCAACAAGUUGAUCAAAGAUCUGGAGGAUGGCGAUUGGAAAAAGUAUGUUUGCGUCGAGCCUGGCUCGGUUCAUGGCUUCGAGACACUGCCCAAGGGUAGCAAAUGGAUUGCUGAGCAAACGUUGACUGCCUGGUAA
Mycosarcoma maydis (corn smut) is the source of this 954-nucleotide messenger RNA. RefSeq lists its product as uncharacterized. The transcript has a single exon. The record is from RefSeq and is a predicted model, not a curated record. Bases 1 to 954 code for a protein of 317 amino acids. Lineage: Eukaryota; Fungi; Basidiomycota; Ustilaginomycetes; Ustilaginales. Gene Ontology annotation, molecular function: carbohydrate binding; isomerase activity. Gene Ontology annotation, biological process: carbohydrate metabolic process.